AUGGUGGCCUCCAUCCCACUCGGCUCAUCCACCGGACCAUCUCUCUCGCAGUUUGAGAUUACAACAUACCUCGAUGCCUUGGACACUAUGAUUGCGUGUGACUAUCCUGGAUGCACGGCACAGUAUCGGCGGAAAGAGCACUUGAACCGCCACGCGCGAAAACACUAUCCGUCUACACAACUAUCGUGUGAAGACUGUGGUAAACCGUUCGACCGGUCGGACACGCUCCGUCGACACCGUCAGUUACAUCUCAGGGAUAAGCAGCAAAGUACGCCUCGGGCUGCGAGGGCCUGUGAUUACUGUCGCGCUAGCAAAACACGCUGUCACGGGGAGGAGCCUUGUAAUGUCUGUUUCCGGCGGGGGUUACGGUGUACUUUCAACAGACGGCCGAAUAUAGCGCUGGUAGCUGAUGCUGCUGCGUCGAUGCUAAUAAGCGAGCCCGAAGUUCAAACCUCACAUACAUCCGUCGACUACCAGGAGCACGAAAGUUCUAAAAGACCGCUUAUCCCUGAUGCCAGCGAGGAAAUCCGAACCCUGCUUCUGCAACACGAGAACUAUCUCCGUGAAGACUUCAUGCUUGCUCGAACAGAGAGAAAUGGUGGAGAUCAAGGGCAGCUGGACAUCGACUACUACGUCGAGAUUUACUUUGCGAGUUUCCAUUUCCAAUGGCCGAUCAUUCACAAGUCCUCCUUCCUGCGAAGUAAGGACUCGCAACCACAUAUUCUGGUCUUGAGCAUUGCUAUGAUUGGGCUAUGGGUUACGGAAGACAAGGCUGCGCAGUCAAGAGCGGAGAAUAUGCACGACAAAUUAGUAGCAUUGUUAGAGAGUCGCAAGGGAGACUGGAAGUCACAGAAAUCCUUCAAGGAUAAAUUAUGCCCAAUGAUGACAUUCCAAGCCGUCCUUUUGAACGCCAUAUUCGCACUGGUGAGAGAGGCCCCUCCAGACCUCCUUGACCGUUGCUCGGCGAUGCUCCGCGCACUAACAACGACCUGCAUCGCCGGCGGACUGUUCUCCUACGACGGCAUACGCGCGCAACUAACGUCAAGCGAAUCCCUCUUGUUCGCCUGGACAUGGGUAGAAGAGGCCCAGCGACUCGCGCUAGCUCUUUUCAAACUGAACCUCCUGUAUAAAACUGGCAUGUUGAGCAUCUCAGACCUAGAGUUCCCCCUCCCGGACGGCGGAUACUUGUGGGAUGCACCGGGAAGCAGGGAGUUUUAUCGUCGGUACCAUGCACAGGUAGAAUCUGGGACACACGAGACGCCUAUGAUCUGCGAUAUCUUUCGGGAUGUUCAACGGGGUGGACGGGGUUUAGGUUUGCUAUUGCAGAUGGAUGGUUGGUUAGGGUUCUUUGUUUCGGAGCGGGCGCGAUCUGGUGAAGGACGAGUAUAG
Penicillium cosmopolitanum is the source of this 1389-nucleotide messenger RNA. Its product is annotated as Zn(II)2Cys6 transcription factor. The coding region runs from base 1 to 1389 and encodes 462 amino acids. Gene Ontology annotation, biological process: DNA-templated transcription; regulation of DNA-templated transcription. Lineage: Eukaryota; Fungi; Ascomycota; Eurotiomycetes; Eurotiales; Aspergillaceae. Gene Ontology annotation, molecular function: DNA binding; DNA-binding transcription factor activity, RNA polymerase II-specific; zinc ion binding. The transcript is spliced from 2 exons. The record is from RefSeq and is a predicted model, not a curated record.